Messenger RNA from Orycteropus afer afer, 723 nucleotides. The record is from RefSeq and is a predicted model, not a curated record. NCBI's taxonomy places the organism in Eukaryota, Metazoa, Chordata, Mammalia, Tubulidentata, Orycteropodidae.
AUGGGAGCGCGAGAACUCUCCGAGGACGCGCUUCCCCACCCGCCCCCAAACCGUCCUCGCUGUGAAAGGAAACGGACGAGGAACUUUUUAAGACAAGGGGCAGAUAACCGAGAUGGAGUAUCUAGUGUACUGGCUCGCUUAAAGGAGUAUGAACACAGAAAGAGAAAAUUAAACCAUUUCUCCACCAUUUUCUGGUUCAUCUCAUUAAAGAGUUAUGAAAUAGAGAUGUGGAGUAACUCACAUCCCUUUUCUGUUUCCUUUGGUACAGAAUGGAUAACCCCAGGUGUCAAUGGUCAGCGAGGAGAUGAUGUGACUCCAGUGACUCAAGAAUCAUUCACAGAAGAUCCAAAUCUGGUAAAUGAUCCUGCCACAGAUGAAACAGUUCUGGCUGAUAUGGAGCCUUCUACACAUGAACUGGCCUCACCCAAUGACAAAAAUACCACCACAGAGUGCCGAGAUGAGAAAUUUCCUUGCACAAGACUCUACUCUGUGCACCGCCCAGUCAAGCAAUGUAUUCAUCAGUUGUGCCUCACCAGCUUACGGCGUAUGUACAUCAUCAAUAAUGAGAUAUGCUCCCGUCUUGUCUGUAAGGAACAUGAAGUUAUGAAAGAUGAACUUUGCCGACAGAUGGCUGGCCUGCCCCCAAGACGACUCCGUCGCUCCAACUACUUCCGACUCCCUCCUUGUGAAAAUUUAGAUUUGCAGAGACCCAAUGGUCUGUGA